GGUUUCACCAGCAGAGAACCGAACAGAAGAGGAUUGAAUUCUUCCAGGUUGACAGGAGGAGCCCUUGCAGUCAAUUGGAAGCUUUCCUCUCACACAUAGCAACAAGAUGGGCAAAAAGAGUCGAGUGAAGACCCAGAAAUCAGGGACUGGGGCCACAGCUGCGGUCUCUCCCAAAGAGAUGAUGAACUUAAUCUCUGAACUACUUCAGAAGUGUAGCAGCGCUGCUCCUUCUCCUGGGAAAGAGUGGGAGGAAUAUGUUCAGAUCCGAGCUUUGGUGGAGAAGAUACGCAAGAAGCAGAAAGGGAUAUCAGUGGUGUUCGAGGGCAGCAGAGAGGACUUUUUCUCUGAGCUGAUGUCCUGGGCUGCAGAGUGUGGAGCUUCUUGUGAUGGUUUUGAGAUCUUCAACUUUGCUGAUGAAGGAUAUGGCCUGAAGGCUACAAGAGAUAUUAAGGCAGAGGAGCUGUUCCUGUGGAUCCCCAGAAAAAUGCUGAUGACAGUGGAAUCCGCCAAGAACUCUGUCCUUGGGCCUCUGUACAGUCAAGACCGGAUCCUCCAAGCCAUGGGCAAUGUGACUCUGGCUCUUCACUUGCUGUGUGAACGGGCCAACCCCAGCUCACCCUGGCUCCCCUAUAUCAAGACCCUGCCUGGUGACUACGAUACGCCCUUGUACUUUGAGGAGGACGAAGUGCACCACUUGCUGGCCACACAAGCCAUACAGGAUGUGCUCAGUCAAUACAAAAACUCUGCACGGCAGUAUGCUUACUUCUAUAAAGUCAUCCAAACUCAUCCGAACGCCAGCAAACUACCCUUAAAAGAUGCCUUUACCUUUGACGACUACAGGUGGGCAGUGUCCUCUGUGAUGACCCGUCAAAACCAGAUUCCCACAGCAGAUGGAGGUCGGGUCACACUGGCCCUCAUCCCACUCUGGGACAUGUGCAACCACACCAAUGGCCUGAUUACGACUGGCUACAACCUAGAAGAUGACCGAUGCGAAUGCGUAGCUCUCAAAGAUUACAAAGAGGGCGAACAGAUCUACAUAUUCUACGGUACAAGAUCCAAUGCAGAGUUUGUGAUCCACAACGGUUUCUUCUUUGAAGACAACACACAUGACCGUGUGAAGAUCAAGUUGGGUGUUAGCAAGAGUGAGCGUUUGUAUGCUAUGAAGGCAGAGGUUCUGGCACGUGCAGGCAUUCUUGCGUCGAGUAUCUUUGCCCUGCAUUGCAGUGAACCACCCAUAUCUGCUCAGCUCCUGGCUUUCCUGCGUGUCUUCUGCAUGACUGAAGAGGAACUCGGGGACUACCUGGUGGGCGACCACGCCAUCAACAAGAUCUUCACCCUGGGCAACACUGAAUUCCCUGUCAGCUGGGAGAACGAGAUCAAGCUGUGGACGUUCCUGGAAACACGGGCUGCACUGCUGCUCAAAACCUACAAGACUACUUCAGAGGAGGACCGCUCCAUGCUAAAGAAGCCCAACCUGACCCUGCACUCCUGCACAGCUAUAAAAUUACGCUUGGCAGAGAAAGAGAUUCUCGAGCGAACCGUGUCCAGCGGUCGCGCCAAACGCCUGCACUUCCAAAAGCAACUGAAUGAGGGAGCCCCACUGCCUCUGUACGAAGAAAGUGACAUUGCCCUCCUGGAGAACGCAGACGCCAAACUUCCCAUCAUCCUGCACAAACUGGAAGAGGAGGAUGAGCUGGUUGAAGAGGAGAUGAGCAUGGCCACAAUCAAACCCGACCCAUCCAGUCUGGACACCUCCAAGACCUUGGUUCUUAACGGGGAGUGUAAAGAUCUCAAUGGUACUCAAGAAGAUCCACCAGGAAAUGAUGUAGUGCCAAAAGAGUUGGGUGACAAGAUAAAGGAGACACCUGCACACCAGGAUGACCGAAGUACCAAACGAACUGAAGAUGACCCAAAAGAUGGUGGCGAACAGUCGUAACCAGAGCACAGUGGCAAUCGUAAUUUCUGCAAUUUAUUUAUUUUGUUUAAGAGACUCACAAAUAGGAACAAAAGCUUUCUAAACAAAAAAUGGCAGAGGAUUUCGGUUUAAUUGUCGUGUUUUUGUUUUUUAUUAAAUGCAGCUUACUGCAAGUAUGGAGUUUGAGCUAGCUCAUGUCAAGAAGCCUGUUUUAUUUUGUUUUGAGUUUUUAAUCAGUGCCACAUUGGUUUCUUUUGUAGUAGCUUUGCUCGUGCUGCCAGAAACGGUUCCUUAAACUUCUUAAGGUAUGGAAUCAUGUCUAGAUAAAGGCUAACUUGGACUUCACCAAAUUAAAGAAAGAAAAUAUAUAUAUAUAUUGAAGACUUAAACAUGGUAACGUUGCCAAGGAUGUUUCUGCUUGGUCAUCUAAAAUGCUGAGGCAGGGAAUUUAGUUCUCUUUGACCAGCCAUCACUGUAGAUCACGCCAGAAACAUGCUUGACAUGUCAGUGUCACUAGACAAUCAUUCGUUUUUAUGUUUUGAAAUCACAGAAAGUGCUGCUUGCUAAUUGUUACCCGAGUGAAAAAAUUUAAGACAUUAUGCCGCUAAAGACAUUAUAUAUAUAUUUUUUUUUUUUGUGCACUUCAGAGAAUGGUUGGUGUGUUCUCAAAGUCAACAUUUUUACUUUUGGAUUUAAAAAUUGACAUUGCAACCCAGACGGGAAGAUAAGAUGUUUUUGGUAACCAUAUGGUUACUACUUGCUGUGAAUGUAGUUCAAAGUUUGUGUGUUAAAGAAAAAACAUCCACUUUUGAGUAUGACAUAUACACUAGUUUUAAAACUCCUUUACUUGUGAGAAAACUUUGUGUUUGAAGGGUUUGCUCACCAAAAUAUGAAAAUUCAGUCAUCACUUACGCAUAUUUUUAUUCCAAACAUUAAUAGUGAAUGUUAACUGAGGCUGCUCAUUCCAUAGAUGACAGAAAUUCCUACAGAUUUGUAACAACAAGAGGGUGAGAAUGAUUACAGAAUUUUCAUAUUUGGAUGAACUAUUUAAGUAGAGAAUGAUAUUUAGUUGGUUUCCAGAUGUGGAAACAACGAUCGAGAAUAAAGUCCUUGUGCACAUAAGAUAUGCACCUCCCACAACACAAACCCAACUUUUAAUCAACAAAUCAUGGAGGAGUUUGUCUCUUAGAAUGGUGUACUUUUACCUAGUCAGACGAUCUAACAGUAGUGACUUGUAUUAGGCCAUGAGAAGUUUCUCAGAAAUGGUCCAACAUCAUGUUGUCCUUUUCAGACUUUCAUAUAUUCCAAACCUCAUUAAUGGAAUUUUGUCCAGUUUAACAGUACUGCUUCAUUGUACUGUUCAAAAUAAUUUUUGUGGACUCUCGAAAGACUCGAUUGUUCUUGCUGCUUUGUACAUAAAUGUAUAGCUUCAGAAAGCUUACAGCUUUAAUACACUAUUCUUAAUUCUUUAAUAAGUGAUCUAGCCAUAAUGAAGAGACACCAUGAGUGGCACUGACACACGCAGUACAUCAGCAAACUGUAUAGAGGCAGUAGAAUCUGUCUACAUUGACAAGUCUGAGAUUAAAGUUCUGUGCAUUUUUCACCUGAAUCAAAUAGGUGGAGUGCUUUUCUUCAAAUCUUUGACCCGUCUAUUUGUCAUAUUAGUUGAGUUUUUUUUUUUUUAAACAAUUCCAAUUAGAAGGAAUAAGGGCACACAUCCCUUGUCCUUUUUAUUCUUUUUUUUUUUCUCAUUCUUUGCCCCCCAAGCCCCAUUACAAAUUUAUAAAAGAAACAUUAUCUUGAAUCAUUUAAUUUGGGGCAAUUAAAUUUUGAAAUUCCACAUUCAUUAUUCAUAGGCUUCAAGAUAAAACCCCUUUAAUCCUUGAAUAGAUUAUUACAGUGUGGGCAGUGGUAAACUCGGGUAGCCCUGCACAUGUCCGGUAUUGUUAGUAGUAUUCUUGUCAGGGUUGAGAGCAGGAGUGCAUUGAGCUCCCUUUGGCCUGGGACCAUUACACCAAAGUAAUUCUGCCUAUGAAUAAUACACACUACUUCUAUUAAUAUAGAAUGCCAUCAAGCCCCGAAAGGAGGGCCCAUUGUCGUGUGGGGGAGGGGGUAAUAUUUCAGAAGUUUGGGAGGUCAUAUUUAAAUUAUUUUCUUAAAUGUUUCAGACAUGCAAAGAUGACUUUGUGCACUUUUAAAGUCAACAUGAAAUCAGAGUUGAACC
Molecule: messenger RNA, 4139 nt
Organism: Xyrauchen texanus (razorback sucker)
Lineage: Eukaryota; Metazoa; Chordata; Actinopteri; Cypriniformes; Catostomidae
Gene: setd3
Product: SET domain containing 3, actin histidine methyltransferase
Exons: 13
Coding region: 107-1936 (609 amino acids)
Biological process (GO): actin modification; peptidyl-lysine trimethylation; peptidyl-lysine dimethylation
Molecular function (GO): histone H3K4 methyltransferase activity; histone H3K36 methyltransferase activity; transcription coactivator activity
Source: RefSeq, a predicted model, not a curated record